AUGGCAUGUAACCCCUUUCCGUACAAAGGGGAAAUUGACCCGAUAGCUUGUCAAAGAUGGAUUUCAAGCACCGAGGCAGUGUUUGUACGAAGUAGAUGUGAAGUGGAGGAUCAAGUGGUGUUUGCUACAGGCCUCCUACAACUCCAAGCAAAGGAUUGGUGGGACGCACAUUCGAAGGAAUUGGGGGAUGACAAAGUACAAAUGUUAACAUGGCAAGAGUUCAAGGAACCAUUUCUGAAAUAUCAUAGGCCACAAUCCGCACUUGAUAAGAUUCAAGAAGACUUCUUACGUCUUCGACAAAAGGAUGAAACGAUCGACGAAAUAACGAAUAAGUUCCUCGAGAAGGUGAAAUUCUGUGGGGAGAUAGCGGGAACUGAAAGGUUGAAAAUCAUACGUUAUCAUGCUAUGUUAAAGGCUGAAUAUCGGGAGUUUGUAAAUCCCUCCAAGUGUGCAACGUUGAAUGAAUUAAUUGACUGGGCAAGAGAUAGGGAGAUCGAGUUAAGAAGGCAAGUUGAACGGGGAGAGAAAAGGGUGGCGGAGAAGCCCACCAACACAAACCCAACGAAAAAGGCAAAAUAUCAAGAUCAAAACAGGAAAGGGAAGACAAAUAGUGGGAUUCCGACUUGCAAGACAUGUGGGAAGCAUCAUUCGGGUGAAUGUUUGUUGGGAAAGAAAGGAUGCUAUAAAUGUGGGCAAGAGGGACAUCCGUAUUAUAGGUGCCCCGAAAACUCAAAAGCGUGUUACAAUUGUAACCAAACGGGGCACAUUAAAGCGGAAUGUCCGAAACUCCAACAAGGGGCAAAGAAAGAUGGAAAGAAGGAUGAGUCUUCUAAGGCUCGUGGGAGGAUGUUCCAGUUAACCUCGGAUGAAGCUAAGACUAGCCCGGAUGUGGUCUCAGGUAUAUUCUUGGUUAAUUCUAUGCCUAUGAAUGUAUUAUUUGAUUCCAGGGCUAGUAGAUCGUUUAUUUCUAAUGAAUUGUUAGUUCAUCCAUCGUUUAAGCUUGAAAAGAUGUUAGUGCCCCUAGAAGUGGAAGUUGCUGAUAGUAAAAGCUAUUUGUUACAUGAUAUUUGUAGAAACUGUAAGAUCUUAAUCGAAGAUGAGGAAUUUAAUAUAGAUCUUGUCCCGAUGUACAUGGGGGAAUUUAAAGUAGUUGUAGGAAUGGAUUGGCUGGCCCAAAACCAUGCUGAAAUUCAAUGUGAAAAGAAAUACGGGGGUAAGGCGUAUCUAUCUUACGUGAUUGACACUAAUCGAGGUGUCCCAAAGCUUGAAGAUGUGAAAGUAGUGAACGAAUAUCCGGAUGUGUUUCCGGAAGAUUUACCGGGGCUUCCGCCCGAACGGGAAGUAGAAUUCAAAAUAGAGCUUAACCCAGAUGCAAAACCGAAAGAUCUUAAUAUAAGGCAACGAAGAUUGUUGGAACUCAUUAAGGAUUAUGAUUGUGACAUUCAUUACCAUCCUGGGAAGGCUAAUGUUGUGGCGGACGCUCUAAGUCGAAAGGAGUACCCGCCCCCGAUUCGGGUAAAAUCUAUGAAGAUGGUAGUCACACCUAAACUCCUUUGUGAAAUCCGAGAAGCUCAAACAAAAUCUUUAAAUGCUGGCGACCCAAAGAAAGAGAGGACGAAAGGAUUUAUUCAUGAAUUGGAAGAGAAUGCAAAUGGUAUGAAAACGAGGUAUGACCGAAUUUGGAUACCUCGGGAAUGUGAUGUGAAAGAAUUACUAUUGAAUGAAGCUCACAAUUCUCGGUACUCCGUUCAUCCGGGAGCUACAAAGAUGAAUCGAGACUUGAGGAUGAAUUAUUGGUGGCCGGGAAUGAAAAGAGACAUUGUCAAGUAUGUUGCUUAG
Molecule: messenger RNA, 1839 nt
Organism: Helianthus annuus (common sunflower)
Lineage: Eukaryota; Viridiplantae; Streptophyta; Magnoliopsida; Asterales; Asteraceae
Exons: 3
Coding region: 1-1839 (612 amino acids)
Molecular function (GO): nucleic acid binding; zinc ion binding
Source: RefSeq, a predicted model, not a curated record